Molecule: messenger RNA, 1142 nt
Organism: Impatiens glandulifera
Lineage: Eukaryota; Viridiplantae; Streptophyta; Magnoliopsida; Ericales; Balsaminaceae
Exons: 2
Coding region: 215-1018 (267 amino acids)
Source: RefSeq, a predicted model, not a curated record
ACUCAACUAAUCAAUAUUCUAAUCAAGAUGGGUAAUUAGUCAAAUCUUUCUUAUAUGACACUUUAAUAUGGUUACAUCUACUUAAAUAACUUUAGCUUUAGCCUAAAGAAAUGAAAAUCUUGAAUAAUAAGAUGAGAGGGAGGACACACUCAGAUUAGGAUGCUUAAGUUAUAGUUCAUCUUACUCAUCUUCUUCAUCCUACCAAUUAUUAAAUAUGGCCCUUCAAAAGCCAACCUCCAACAGGAUUCUACCAAAACCAGACAUGAAUAAUAAUAAUAAUAAUAACCAUACCCUACAUUUUGCAGACACAAGAGUAGUAGAGUUUCCAUGGUGCCCUAAGAAAAGCAUGUCUUCUUUCACCUCAACCAUAAAAGGUGCCUUCCGGCGAACCCUUUCUAGUUAUGCCAAGCCUAAGAAGGCAGAGGCAGAGGAGGAGGAGGAGGGGGAGGGUUCAUCCCUCCACGGGGAUGACAGCAACAAGGAGGAAGAGAUUGUUGUUUCUGAGAUACGAGCCAGAGCAAUGGAAGCCAGAUCCAAGCGUAAGACAAGUUUUAUAUUAAUGUUAGGAGAUAGCUUCAGACGUGUAAUACUGUCUUCUACUGUACCUGCACAACAAGGCGAUCUGUGUUUGACGGCGGCACUUAAAGAAGAAGAAGAAGAAGAGAUUGAAGAAGAAGUUGAUGAUCAUGAUGAUGAUGAUUUCUUCUCUGUCCGUAGUUACCUGUCACGUGCUUCGACUGGUGCAAGAAGCGUGGAGGAAUUCGUAUCGGUGAGGACGAAUUUGAGUCGAUCCAUGAGCUUGAGCGGGAUCGAUGAUCGGCAAUUGAUUGUGUUGCAGGAGAUGUGGCGGGAAGAAGAUUUGAGGCGACGAAUGAUAAUCAAAGAGAUAAUACAAUGCGAGGGAUGGCCUUUUGGUCUUUGCCGGAAGGCUCUGUUGCUGCCUCCUCUCCCAAAAUCACCAGCUGAGUCAUGGAAAUGGCGAAACCCUAGCAAGUUCAUCAGAGCUCCAUUAAAGUAAGGAUUCAAAAUGUUUAAGUAAAAUUAUGAUUGUAUUUCAAAUAAACAAUUUUAACUCAAUUGUUUACGCUUAAAUACGAUCUACUACAUGUGCUUAAAAAUAAUUAAUAUAAUUUGAAUGCAGU